Messenger RNA from Episyrphus balteatus (marmalade hoverfly), 1987 nucleotides. RefSeq names its product mitoguardin (gene Miga). The transcript is spliced from 4 exons. Gene Ontology annotation, biological process: mitochondrial fusion. Bases 431 to 1969 code for a protein of 512 amino acids. NCBI's taxonomy places the organism in Eukaryota, Metazoa, Arthropoda, Insecta, Diptera, Syrphidae. The record is from RefSeq and is a predicted model, not a curated record.
AUUUAAGCAGCAAAUCUAGAGAGAAUCUUGAAUGAAAUAUUGAAAAAUAGACAAUUUUAACCAAAAAUUCUAAUUUUAUCAAUUAAAAUUAUCUCUUGAUGUGUCUUCUUUAAUCGUUUAAGAAAAAAGAUUAAAUAAUCUACACAAAAUACCAUGAAUCAACCCUAAAUUAUAAUGUUGCACUUUAAUACAUAAUCAAUAAGUUAAACCGAUGUCGUAAACAUAACCUGAAAAGUAAAGAAUUUCGUGUGGUUUUUUCUAUGGAUCGAAAAAAAAUGUUCCAAAAAAAUUUCAACAAACAAAUAAAAUUAACACUAAUUAGGAAUUCCACACAUGAAUAACGAGUUCAAACCCCUCUCCAUUUGAUACAUGCAUAAAUAGAAAAGGUGCUACACGAAUCAACCAAAAAAAAAAAAAACUAGCAAAAACUAUGCUCAAAGCAAUUCUUCCAGCUAGAUGGGAUGGACGAAUUCUUCCAUUUCGGAUGUCAACUUCACAAAAGAUUGUCGUUGUCUCCCUGACAGCCGGAGUUGCACUUUUAGGUGUGCUGGCCCGGUACUUGCGCCGUAGAAAAUCGCCUCGCCCACCCAGGCGACCGCGCAAACAUGGUGGCCGUCGCACACGAAACAGCAUGCGUAGUCCAAAUGAUCUUAUGUCGGUGGCUGGAUCCAAAGCAUCAGCUCGCUCCGGCAGUCCUGUAGGUUCGACUGUAGCUUUCUCCGAUCGUAUGUCGCUAGCCUCUGGUUCUAUCGAUUCAGCAGCUAUUGCUAACCAACAACUAACAGCCCAACAACUUGGUGUUAUGGGUAUGGAGGCCUUGGACACAGUUAUAAAUCACUGGGAGGAUGCUCUGGCAGCGCACUAUUCCCCCGGUGGCAUUCCGGCUGCAUUGACCACCACAGAGGAAUCGGAAUUCUGUCGAGAAAUACAAAAUCUGCUAGACAUGGCUUAUACGCUACAAGAUCAAAGUGAAUUACUAUUCCUCGAUCAAAGAUCGGUGCUAUUCCGUGAUGAGGCAGCAAUUGAAGAGGAAGACGAAGAAACACAAUUAGUUACAGCACGUAGUCGAAAAUCGACAAUGAGCAGGACAGGUUCUGAUCCUAAUUUCGAUUCGGCUGAAAGUUUCGCCUCGGCACUGGAUCAAGUUGCCGACUUGAGAGAAUUCGAAGAGUUUACCGAAGCAUUUGCCGAAUUUGAACAGUAUCCGUUGUUCCAGAAUGCGCUUAAGCAAUCUGAAGAACAGCCAAUUCCUUGCCGCUGUGUAAGGACCGAGUUAGUGCAUUGUGCCACUGAUUCAGAGUACUUGGCUAAGUUGCACUGUAUUCGACUAGCUUUCCAAUAUCUAUUUAAGGAUCCCAAAGUGGGACAAUGGGUUGCCGAUACUGGCCGCCAAAUCCUUACAGAUCUUCUCUGUCUAGGUGAUAAGGAUACAAAAGACUUUCUAGUUGGCUAUGAAGAUAUGAUCCAUUACCUGCAGGAUGAAAAUAAUUGGGAUUACAUCGAAAAAGAACUAGAAGCUCGAAACGUUAAAGCAAUGACCUUUUACGAUAUAUGUAUAGAUUACAUAAUUCUGGACGCCUUUCGUGAUUUGGAUGCACCUCCAGCAAGUGUAACAGCUGUGGUACAAAAUCGUUUCCUUUCCAAUGGAUUCAAAGAGACUGCUCUAACCACAGCAGUGUGGUCAGUUUUAAAAGCCAAAAGACGAAUGCUUAAAUUUCCAAAUGGCUUUAUGUCACACUUUUAUGUAAUAUCAGAACAACUUUCGCCUUUGAUGGCGUGGGGCUUCUUCGGACCCGAUGAAAAUCUGCGAAACAUUUGCCAUUACUUCCGAGAGGAAAUACUUGGAUUUUUAACUGAUAUAUUCAACUUCCAGAAUAGUCGUUAUACAACUGUCGAAGAGCUUGCAGAUGAUAUUAUGAAACACAUGAGAACGCGAGUUGAUAAUAUUGGAGUCAAAUUUUGCCAAUAGGCAAAUUGAGUGACAAUU